Molecule: messenger RNA, 3587 nt
Organism: Erinaceus europaeus (western European hedgehog)
Lineage: Eukaryota; Metazoa; Chordata; Mammalia; Eulipotyphla; Erinaceidae
Gene: FGL2
Product: fibrinogen like 2
Exons: 2
Coding region: 85-1404 (439 amino acids)
Source: RefSeq, a predicted model, not a curated record
AGUCUGACUCAGGCAGGGAGCAGCAGGUCUUGAAAAAGCCCCAGCCCUGUGCACUUCCCUAGCCCGCUGAGCGCCACCGCUAAGAUGAAGCUAGCGAACUGGUAUUGGCUGAGCUCCGUGGUCUUUGCUGCUUAUGGCUUUUUGGUGGCGGCAAAGAAUGACACAGAGGAAAUUAAAGAUGAAACAGCCAAGGACUCAUGCCCGGUCAGACUGGAAAGCAGAGGGAAAUGCGAGGAGGACGGCGAAUGCCCCUACCAGGUGAACCUGCCCCCGCUCACAAUUCAGCUCCCAAAGCAGUUCAGCAGGAUUGAGGAGGUGUUCAAAGAAGUCCAGAAUCUCAAGGAAAUCGUAUAUAGCCUGAGGAAAUCUUGCCAAGACUGCAAAUUGCAGGCAGACGAGAACCAAGACCCUGGCAGAAAUGGAUUGUUGUCACCUAACACAGGAGCCCUAGAAGAGACUGAUGACAACCGGGUUAGAGAAUUAGAGAGCGAGGUUAAUAAGCUGUCCUCUGACCUAAAGAAUGCAAAGGAGGAAAUCGGUGUACUCCAAGGUCGCCUGGAAAAGCUGAACCUUGUAAAUAUGAACAACAUAGAGAACUAUGUUGACAGCAAGAUAGCAAAUCUAACAUUUAUGGUCAAUAGUUUGGAUGGCAAAUGCUUUAAAUGUCCCAAUCAAGAAAAUACACAGCCGGGUCCAGUUCAACAUCUGAUAUAUAAAGAUUGCUCUGACUACUAUACAAUAGGCAAAAGAAGUAGUGAGAUCUACAGAGUCACACCAGAUUACAAAUACAGUAGCUUUGAAGUUUACUGUGACAUGGAAACCAUGGGGGGAGGCUGGACAGUGCUGCAGGCACGUCUGGAUGGAAGCAUCAACUUCACAAGAACAUGGCAAGACUAUAAAGCAGGUUUUGGCAACCUCAGAAGAGAAUUUUGGCUGGGGAAUGAAAAAAUUCAUCUAUUGACCAAAAGUAAAGACAUGAUUUUAAGAAUAGACCUUGAAGACUUUAAUGGUGUCAAGCUCUAUGCCUUGUAUGAUCAAUUUUAUGUGGCCAACGAGUUUCUCAAAUACCGACUACAUAUUGGCAAUUAUAAUGGCACAGCAGGAGAUGCCUUACAUUUCAGUAAACAUUACAAUCAUGACAUGAAGUUUUUCACCACCCCAGAUAGAGACAAUGAUCGCUACCCCUCUGGGAACUGUGGGCUUUACUAUAGUUCAGGCUGGUGGUUUGAUGCAUGCUUGUCUGCAAACUUAAAUGGCAAAUACUACCACCAAAACUACAGAGGUAUUCGUAAUGGGAUUUUCUGGGGUACCUGGCCUGGUGUGAAUGAGGCACAACCUGGUGGUUAUAAGUCCUCCUUCAAAGAGGCCAAAAUGAUGAUCAGACCCAAACACUUUACACCAUAAGUCACUAAUAUUCAUUCUUCUGGGCAUUUAUUAUGUAGUAGGGCAAUUAAGUUCAUCAGCACUUUGGAAUAUGUUUCAUAUUCCUUUUCCAUGACUAAAAAUUUCAUUCUGAACAAUGUGUUCUUAUGCUGUACUGCAUUUGAAAUAGAGCCAAAAGUUAUACACAUUAAAUGAGUCUUUUAUUGCUAUUAAACACUGUUGUCUAAGUUAUCAGUUGCCAGAAAGAAGAAAUGCUGAAUUUUAUGCAUUAAGUUUAUAAUUAUCUUAAUUUUUAUUAAUCAAAAAGUCUUCUAUUGCAUUACAUGCUAUAAUAAAUAUAACAGUUUAUUCAACAGUCUAUAUUUCAUACAAAUGAUCUGUAUAUUGGCUAAGAUUUAAACAGUUCUGAAGGGAUAGCACUGCAUGCUGACUGUAAAGUUAAUCGUCUCUGAAUACCUUAAUGCUCAUUUUGAGAUGAACAUACUCAAUGUGUGACAUUUAUUUUGUUUCAGAAAGACCUUACAAGAUUUUAGUUUCCAGACAAAGGGACAUACAUAUAAAUAAACAUAUUUAUAGAUAAUUCAUGAAGUAUAAAAUAUUUGACAUUUAAAAAGUGGUAGUAUCACAUCAUUCCUAAACGCAUUCAGAAUGAUAAUUAAUUCUUAAAGAGCAGGGUUUAAAUGUAACCCACUUACAGCUGAUAACUUUAGAUGGUUGAUGGUGAAAACUGCAUUAAUUUAAAAAUAAUCUUUUGCUGUUUUGUAUGCAUAAUCAUGAAUGAUUUAAGGUUGUGUACUACUGUACUUAAUUGACUACUGGGAGAUUUUCUUCUGGAGCAGUAGAUUUGGCCUACGUAGGGAACAAAACAUUUAUUUACAGACUAUAGUAUGCUAUAAUAUAAAAUUCCAAUUUUAUAUCCAAAGUAAUGAUAUAAUUCACUUCUUAGAAGGCUGUUUUAUAUGACAGAUAGAUUUAUAAAAAUUGAAUUUUGAAAUAAAUAGAACAGUAUUCAAAUAUUGUAUGUUUUAACUGUAACUAGUCUCUUGCUUAGUUUACUAUCAGAAGAUUCAAAUACAGAUGUUCAUUCCUUAACCAACCAAAGGUACCUGAAACUUUCAUAAUUGAUUUUCGAAUGCAAGAUGUCAUACUAAAAAAUACAUAAGGAGAAUGUAAUUUUCACCCCUUUGAAAAGGGUAAGUUCACAAAGAACAUCAAUAUUCUGCUGCACAUUUGGGAAUAGUUUCUAGAAUAAAAUUUGAAAUAAUAUAUCAUAAUAAUAUAUAUCACAUGUGAAUCACAGAAGCACAUCCAAUAUCAAUUUCUAGUAUUCUUUUCUAAUAUAGGAAUUAAUUAAAAAAUAUAUUCACAUAGAUGUAUUUUUACUUAUUUUAUUUGAAAAUUAUUGAUAGUAUGCUAUAGAAGUUACUUUUCCAAAUAUUGUCAUUAGAAAACACUGUAAUCAAAAAGAAGCAAAAUAGUAUUUUUGAAGUAUACAAUAUGCAAAGUUUUGGGGUAAAUGUAAUGAUACCAAGCUAUUAAUAAUGCUCUUACAAUGUUAAAAGCAAAGAAAUGCUGACAGAAUUAAGUGGUAAUGAAAAUGCCAAACAGUAUUACUGUAGAUUUUGAAGGUUACAUAUAUACUUAACAGGUAUCAGCUGUGUAUAAUUACUCUUUAUUUCUUUAUUUUCUGUUAUUUAAAAAGGACUAAGAAUGUUUUGAUAAUAUACAAUGUAUUUUAGAUAAGUGUCAUAUACUAUGUAAUUGUUAAGUAUAUAUAAGCUCAACUGUAUUUCUAUACAGUAUUUUAAGGUUUUAAAGAUAAAAACCUUAAAAUACUGUUCUAAAUAAAAAGUGCUCAUACACAGAGUGUCCACUAGAUAUCAUUUCAGGAAAAUCUGAUAAUUCAUGAAUUCAUGUAGAUACUCAAAAAUUUAUCUUCCUACCAUUCCACCUUAUUGCAAAUCAUCUUUUUUUUCAUUUUCCAUUAUACUUUAAUGGUGCUUUUCUAAUAAAAAUUUUGUAACAUAAAGAUUCUUUUCAAAAUCAUUUCGUGUUAGUACAAAAUGUAUUUUGGACUUGGACGGUUCAUAACAUGAUGAUUGAAAUAGGUUAACUCUGCAUCUAUUGCCAUAAUACAUGCCACUGAUACAUGCUAUUGUUCAUUGAUGUUUAUUGACUAUUAACAAAUAAAUCAUUUUAAUGUU